AUGGAGGUCGAGUGGCUCCAGAUUCGUCUCACCCGCGUGAUUCCUGAAGACGCUCCUUGGGAGCCUGGAGCUUUGGGUAUUUGGAUAUCGGUCGUCAUAACCGUGAUCGAGGUCGUCGUCUUCGACGUCGUGGUCUCCUCGUCACAGAUUCUUGCGUCAUCUUGUUUCUCCUCCUCCUCCUCUUUUUGCUCCUCCUCCCGCUCUUCCUCCUCCUCUUCCUCCUCCUCCUCCUCUCCUCCUCUUUUAAUUUCUCCUCCUCCUCUUCUUACUCCUCCCCUUCCUACCUCCUCCUCCUCCUCCUCCUCCUUCUACUCCUCUUCUUCUUCUUCUUCUUCUUCUUCUUCUACGUCUCAAUUAGUCAAAUUAGCCCCCGCCCGAAAUUACGGCGGGGAACACGCAAUCGCCCUCUUCUGGGGCCGUGGUAAACAUGCUAUUGGUCUUGCCAUUGAUGGCUGGCGAUCGAUCAAUCUCGCCGUGACAAAUGUUAUCUCCAAUACUUCGCCCGCCCCCCUCCACCACCACCGAGCAGAAUCACAAGUAAACAGAAGCGACGAUAAGGAGAAGACCUCUCGAUUCGCACAGGGUCAGGCAGUGGAAGGAAGAAGCAGAGACGAAGAAACGGCAGAAGAAGGAAGAGGAAGAGGAAUACGAGGAGGAGGAGGAGGAGGAGGAGGAGCCCCAGAGGCCUCCCCAGAGCCUGAGAGGGCCUGUCCCAAAGCUAAUUUCCGUCGCCUGAAGCAAUCUGGGCGCCGAGGUCCCCUGGGGAGGUCGUCAGAUUGGGCCGCGACUCUGCCACACGUUGCUCCAUUUGAUGGCGAAAGGGGCGGGGGAGGGAUGAUGGGGGGAGGGGGUGGGGGUGGAGGAGGGUGGGAAUGGGGUGUGGGCAGGGCUGGCGGCGGAGGGGUACUCCUCCGACGGGAGAGAUCCGAUGAGGGGAACGAGAGACGAGAGGUGGAAGGUCAGAGAAGGGAGGAGUUGAUGGAGUUGUUUGAGAAGAAGGGAAAAUGA
Molecule: messenger RNA, 1008 nt
Organism: Macrobrachium nipponense
Lineage: Eukaryota; Metazoa; Arthropoda; Malacostraca; Decapoda; Palaemonidae
Product: putative lysozyme-like protein
Exons: 5
Coding region: 1-1008 (335 amino acids)
Source: RefSeq, a predicted model, not a curated record